CGCGUCUUAAAGGGGCAGCGCCACACCGAGCUCCUCCCGGUUACGAGGUGGUUCCGGGGCGGCACCGGCGGCACCGGCGCAUGGCGGCGCUUCCGCCGCGGGCAGCACCAUGAACUACAUGCCCGGCACGGCCAGCCUCAUCCAGGACAUCGACAAGAAGCACCUGGUCCUGCUGCGGGACGGGCGGACGCUCAUCGGGUACCUGCGCAGCAUCGACCAGUUCGCAAACCUGGUGCUGCACCAGACUGUGGAGCGCAUCCACGUGGGCAAGAAGUAUGGAGACAUCCCUCGAGGCAUCUUUGUAGUGAGAGGAGAGAACGUUGUUCUGCUGGGGGAAAUAGACCUGGAGAAGGAGAGCGAUACCCCCCUGCAGCAGGUCUCCAUCGAGGAGAUCCUGGAGGAGCAGCGCGUGGAGCAGCAGGCGAAGCAGGAGUCGGAGAAGCUGAAGGUGCAGGCGUUGAAGGAGCGGGGGCUCUCCGUGCCGCGGGCAGACACCCUGGAUGAGUACUGAG
Messenger RNA from Pezoporus flaviventris, 512 nucleotides. It is a transcript of the gene LSM1, whose product is annotated as LSM1 homolog, mRNA degradation associated. Gene Ontology annotation, molecular function: RNA cap binding. Gene Ontology annotation, cellular component: Lsm1-7-Pat1 complex; P-body. Lineage: Eukaryota; Metazoa; Chordata; Aves; Psittaciformes; Psittacidae. The coding region runs from base 110 to 511 and encodes 133 amino acids. The record is from RefSeq and is a predicted model, not a curated record. Gene Ontology annotation, biological process: deadenylation-dependent decapping of nuclear-transcribed mRNA. The transcript has 4 exons.